UCCUGGUUCGGGGCUGGCAGCCAUUUUGGGUUGCGGAGCUCAGAGCGGAGGCUGCCGCCUGCGAGGGGACGGGGGAGAAGCUGCUGCCUCCGCUGCCCCGUCGGACGCCUGCAUCCGCGGAGCUCCCGCUGCGGGGGUCUGGCCGCCGCCGCUGCUCCUCAGAGCGAGCUCGUUCUCCAGAGGCCGCGGGGCCCCCACUGAUAUGUCCAGCAUGAAUCCCGAAUAUGACUAUUUAUUCAAGCUACUUCUGAUUGGAGACUCUGGUGUUGGGAAGUCUUGCCUUCUACUUAGGUUUGCAGAUGACACGUACACAGAAAGUUACAUCAGCACAAUUGGUGUGGAUUUUAAAAUCAGGACUAUAGAGUUAGAUGGGAAAACAAUCAAACUUCAAAUAUGGGACACAGCAGGCCAAGAGAGAUUUCGAACGAUCACCUCCAGUUACUACAGAGGAGCCCAUGGCAUCAUAGUUGUGUAUGAUGUUACAGACCAGGAGUCCUUCAAUAAUGUAAAACAGUGGCUGCAAGAAAUAGACCGUUAUGCCAGUGAAAAUGUUAACAAGUUGUUGGUAGGAAACAAAUGUGACCUGACCACAAAGAAAGUAGUAGACUAUACAACAGCAAAGGAAUUUGCAGAUUCCCUUGGAAUUCCAUUUUUGGAAACCAGUGCAAAGAAUGCAACAAAUGUAGAACAGUCUUUCAUGACCAUGGCUGCAGAGAUUAAAAAACGAAUGGGUCCUGGAGCUACAGCUGGUGGUGCAGAAAAGUCCAAUGUUAAAAUUCAGAGCACUCCAGUCAAGCAGUCUAGUGGAGGUUGCUGCUAAAAUUUGCCUCCCCCUUUUGUCUCACAACAAUGAAUUUUGCAAUCUGAACCCAAGUGAAAAAAAUUGCCUGAAUUGUACUGUAUGUAGCUGCACUACAACAGAUUCUUACCGUCUCCACAAAGGUCAGAGAUUGUAAAUGGUCAAUACUGACUUUUUUUAUUCCCUUGACUCAAGACAGCUGACUUCAUUUUCAGAACUGUUUUAAACCUGUGUGCGCUGGUUUAUAAAUGUGUGUAAUCCUUGUUGCUUUUCCUGAUACCAGACUGUUUCCCGUGGUUGGUUAGAAUAUAUUUUUUGUUUUGAUGUUUAUAUUGGCAUGUGUUGAUGUUGGGUUUAGUCUUCUGAAGAUGAAGUUCAGCCAUUUUGUAUCAAACAGCACAACAGUGUCUGUCACUUUCCAUGCAUAAAGUUUAGUAAGAUGUUAUAUGUAAGAUCUGAUUUGCUAGUUCUUUCUUGUAGUUAUAAAUGGAAAGAUUACACUAUAUGAUUAAUAGUUUCUUCAUACUCUGCAUAUAAUUUGUGGCUGCAGAAUAUUGUAAUUUGUUGCACAAUAUGUAACUAACAACCGAAGAAAUGUUUAAUAAAUAUUGUACUUAUUGGAAGUAAUAUCAAACUGUAUGGUGAUAAAUAUUGUCUUAAUUCUUACGGCUAAGGGGGAAAUUAGGCUUGCAUUGUGCCCAAAAUGUAUCAUGUGCAGUAAUGGCACUCUAGACCCUCUAGUAGACCAAACACCCUUCCCAAAACAUGUAACUAAGAAGUAUGGCCUAGAAGACUAAGUUGUCAUAGUCCUUCAGGCACAUAUACUGUACUUGAAAGACAAUUUGAGACAUGUUCAUAGAAGCAUAAUGCAUUCUGAAUGUACAGUAUUUUUUUCCCAUCAUAGUCUAUGAACUUUAAUUUAUUUCUGAAGGACUUCCUUUAGAAAUUCUUGUCUACUUUGCUCUGUAUUAGAGGUGGAAAACAUUUUUCCUAACAUGUGAAUGACUUAAAACUAACAACUCAAGGUGAUGUAACUCUGCCAGUAUGUCAUGUCUUUCUAUAUACUGUUACUUCCAUAUUCUUUUAAUCAAAUACUGUUUUGACUUAUUUAAUAAACUUCGUGCAACAA
Molecule: messenger RNA, 1928 nt
Organism: Gopherus evgoodei (Goodes thornscrub tortoise)
Lineage: Eukaryota; Metazoa; Chordata; Testudines; Testudinidae
Gene: RAB1A
Product: RAB1A, member RAS oncogene family
Exons: 6
Coding region: 203-820 (205 amino acids)
Molecular function (GO): GTP binding; GTPase activity
Source: RefSeq, a predicted model, not a curated record